AUGAAUAUAAUUAAGGUUGGUCUUAAGUUUAGUUCAAUUAAAUACCCUUCACUUGAUAUUCAUAAUUAUUAAUUGUAUAAGUAUCAUUCUGAUUAUGGAAAUUUGUUAAAAGGCUUAAAGAUAGGUACAUCGUUAUUGCCUAAUCAAUAUGAAAUUGUUCCUUCCAAACUUAAAGGAUUUCUAAUAGAACAAUUAAAACAGGAUCAAUAAAUAUUAAAAAAGCCAAAAGAAGUGCUAUUUGUAGGCAGAUCAAAUGUUGGGAAAUCUAGUUUGAUUAAUGCAAUAUUAGGAUAAAAAGUAGCAUAAACAUCAAGCAAAACUGUAAUAAAUAUUGUAUUAUAUGUAGGGUAGUACUUUAAGAUUAUAAUUUCACAAUAUUCAAACAAUUAAUGGUUAUGUAGUGGAUAGUCCUGGAUAUGGAUAUUCUUAAAUAAAUGUAGAUGCAUAGAAAUAUAUGUAAGGAAUGAUAUAUACCUAUGCUAAAUUAUCAUCAAGAUUAUCUAGAAUAUAUGUACUAAUUGAUAUAGAACAUGGUAUUAAAGAUAAGGAUAAAGUCAUGUUAAAUAUGUUAUAAGAAUAAAAUGUAAAUAUAUAAAUUGUGUUAACCAAAUGUGAUAAGAUAAAAGAAAGAAUGCUUUAUGAUAGAUAAUUGUAUCUAGCUAGAGAAAUUAAAUAAUUUAAAAAUAUUCAUCCUAUCAUUCACACUGUAAGUACAAAAGAUAAUUUUGGAAUUAAUGAUAUUUAAUAUUCUCUUAUUGAUUCAUUUUUGGUUCAUCAAAGUAGAUAAUUGUUGAAUAUGGAAGAUCGAUUGAUAAAACUUAUUUAAGCUAGAAAUAGACCACAAAAAUUAGACUUAAACAAAUUAACUAAACAAUUCAAAAAAGGUUUACAAUUACCAACAGACUAGAAUAGUCUAGUGCAUACUAAAAAGCCUAAACACUAACUCUCUUGAAUUGAUUGCUG
Paramecium primaurelia is the source of this 963-nucleotide messenger RNA. Lineage: Eukaryota; Ciliophora; Oligohymenophorea; Peniculida; Parameciidae. The record is from the annotation of a GenBank genome assembly.